AUUUUUCAAAAUUUUUAUGUAAAAGCUGAUUUUUUGUGUGCAAGAAACCAAAAAUUCAAAAUGUGAUAAAACUCCAUUGUAAAAUUAUGAGUACGGAUAUAGAAAACACAAUAAAAGAACUGGAAAAUGAAAUUCAUGAUCUAGUAAUAAUUGGGGAGGGGGGAACCCCCCAACAAGUCAGAUUUACGGGCUGCAAUGACUCAAAAAAAUGCAAACGUCCGAAAAGUUCUUCCUCAGUGAAUUCUGGAAUCAAUAUAAACAAAGCAACCCUCACAAUAAAUUUAUCCGAUCACAAAACCAAAUAUAUAACCAAAAAUGCAUCGACUUCCAAGCCCAGGAUAAAUUUUAGAUCGUUUUCAAGGGAUCCACCUAAGGCAUUAGGUAAUGGGAUGAUUGAAAAAAGCAGAAGUUGCCCCUGUUCAGGAACUAGAAGUUUCACACAUGGAAUAUUUAGUGGCACUGUUAACAACAAGACUUCCAGAAAAAAUCAAAGUGUCUACAUGUCUAAUAAAUCUUCUUUUGUGGAUACUCCAAAAAAGAAAUUCCAAGCUUCAACUUCGAGACCAAAAUUAAGAUCCCAUACAACCCGCGUAACAUCCAAAAAUGAGAGCGAUAGAUCACUUAAUUUUCCAAAAUUUAUUCCACCACCAAAUUUAAUGGUGGACAGCCAAGAUGAACUAGACAAACUAAAACACGAAAUACUUAAGGUUAAAUCGCAGUUAACUCUGAUCAAAAAUUCUAACACUCUAAUGGCCAGAAAAACCAUAGAAGACCUCACGAACGAUAUGCUGAAACUCAGAAACGAAAACGCAGAAUUAAAAGGCACAAUCUCAUCCAAACAAGUGGAAUACAACACGGUAGUAAAGGACCUAAAGAAGGUCAAGGAUAUGUUGAGUAUAUACGAAGAAAAGGUGGGGUUACUGCACGAGAAAGCCUUAGUAUCCUCAAAGGUAAUGACGGAAAGCAAGGAUAAAUUUUGUAAGUGCCUUCAAGAAAGAGAAAAACGCAUCAAAAAACUAUCUGAAUCCAUGAAGGUCCUCAAAAACGAACUUAAGGAAAAAGAUGAGAUUUUUGAGGCGUUAAACAACAAGUUGCAGACUCUAGAAAAAACCUAUGAAAGUUCGGCAGAACUAAGCACUUUAAAAGAAGCAAAUAGUAUCUACUCGCAAUGCAUAUGUGAAUUGGAAAAUAAAUUGAAGAAAACCAACGAAGAAUGUGAAAAAAUGAAGACCAAGGCUUGUAAAUAUAAUGCACGAGUGAUAGAGUUGGAAAAAUCCCUGAAAGAAAAAUGCGACUGCUCUUCAAAAUUCGAACCAGAAUUGCUGAGGUUGCAAGAAAACGAAACCCAUUUGAAAGAGGAAAUAAAUUAUUUAACCAAACGGAUAAACUCCAUAGAAUCCGAGAAAUUGGAAAGCGAUAUCACCACUGAGUGCGAGUACAACUCUCUGAAAAAGGAGUACGAACAUCUGCAAGGGAAGCACAAAGAGUUGCUGAGUAAAUACAAGGACUAUGAGGAUUGUGCUAAGAAAUGUGAUCAAUUGGAAAUGAAAUACCAAUGCAUAUCAACUGAACUUUACGAGAAGGAAUCGAAAUUCUUAUGUGAAAGAAAUGACCUACGUGACUUGGUGGACCAGUUGACAUCAGUUGUAGAGCAAAAUAAGCAUACCUUAAUGCAUUUAUCUGUUGUCAAUAAAGAGCAAGAAACCAUGUUGAAAACGCAAAGUGAAACCUUGGAAAUCAAGGAUAAGAAGAUUCAAGAAGUUGUAAGUGAGUAUGAGAUGGUGAAGAAGAAGAGUGAAGAGUUGGAGAGAGAGGUUGAGCAGUUGAUGAAGACUCUGUCAACCAAUGAUGACAUGACUUGCAGUGAUAUGAGGCAAAGGGUUCUAGAUUUAAUGAGUAAAGUCGACAAAGACAAAAUCUCCCUCGAAAAUAAAAGCAAGAUGAUUGAAGAACAAUCCAAGACGAUUACGAACUUGCAGGACAAAAUUAGGGAACACACAAGGGAAAUAAGAAAGUCCAAAGAAAUUGCCAACGUUUCAGUUGCAGAAGUUUACGAUUUAAAAGAGGAGUUAAAGAAAAAACAAUACGUAAUGGACAAAGAAGCACGGGACAAGGAAAUAUUGAUUGUCAAGCUAAGGAAACUUGAAAUGCACAAAAACAAGCUGAACAACGACGUCUCCGAAAUGGAAAAGUGGGUAAAAGAGUCGCACGCUCGUAUAGCGACUACCAAAAUCGAGAAAACUCAACUCGACGAGUUGCAAAAUCAAGUAGACGAUUUAAAAAUCGAAUGGCAACGCGAAAAGAGGAUGCUUUGCCAGGAGAAAGAGCAAGCCAAUUUAGCUGCUCAGUUCGCCACGAAAAGACUAAUGGACACCGUAAAGGAUUUCCAGAAUCAAAUGGGGCAACAGAAGCAGUAUCAGACAAUGCUGUCUAGCAUGUUGCAGCAGAAAGAGAAGCAGUUGAGAGUGAUUAGUUCGCAGAUGUCAUCCUUUAAUACAUACUACGGAUAUCCAGAACAGCCUUUGCAACAAAUUUACAAGUGUAACGUGGAGUCUUGUUCCACUCCAAACACGCCAUCUACUUAUUCCACGUGCUACGAACCCACGCCAACGUCCAGUUCACAAACUAAAAGGUCUCGGUCUUGUAAAAAACAUCGUAAAGUUUAAGUGUCAGUGAGUAUUUUGUAUUUUGUUGUGUAAUAAAAAUUGUAUUUUCACGA
Molecule: messenger RNA, 2719 nt
Organism: Brassicogethes aeneus
Lineage: Eukaryota; Metazoa; Arthropoda; Insecta; Coleoptera; Nitidulidae
Source: the annotation of a GenBank genome assembly